This is a messenger RNA of Capsella rubella, 576 nucleotides long. RefSeq lists its product as uncharacterized. NCBI's taxonomy places the organism in Eukaryota, Viridiplantae, Streptophyta, Magnoliopsida, Brassicales, Brassicaceae. The transcript has 4 exons. The coding region runs from base 1 to 576 and encodes 191 amino acids. The record is from RefSeq and is a predicted model, not a curated record.
AUGUCGCCCUCGACUCUCGGAAUCGCUUCAACAGUCGCCGGAAUCACAUCACGAGUCGCCGGAUUUUCGCCUCCAAAAAGAGAGAAACGACUCUUCGCUUUCUAUGUGAUUACGGUGUUAAAAGCACUUGCUCCGAAGUAUAUGGCUAAACCCGGGCUUGGAGUGCCUACAAAAAUAAAAGACAGCACACGAUUUUAUUCUUAUUUUAAGGACUGUGUGGGGGCUAUUGAUGGAACUCAUAUCCUUGCAAUGAUAACAGGACAAGACUCGGCUAGCUACCGUAAUCGUAAAGGAAAACUAUCACAAAAUGUGUUGGCUGCAUGUAAUUUCAAUUUAGAAUUUACAUACAUUCUUAGCGGUUGGGAAGGUUCAGCUUACGACACAAAGAGAAUGUUUCUUCCGGAAGAAGAUGGGAAUAAUGAGGAAGAAAAUGAUGUUGAUGAAAGAUAUGAUGAUGGGAAUAAUGAGGAAGAACAGCUUCAUGGUACUCAAGAACAACAAAGAGUGCUUGCUAAUAACUGGAGAGCAAUUAUAGCGGCAACCAUGUGGACAUAUGCUAUAAAUAUGGGGUCAUGA